CUCCGCCCCGCCGCCCCCUUCCCAGUGGCCCCUCCCCGCGCAGGUCCCGACUCCAGCCGCACCUCCUCUGGCUCUGCAGUGGCGGCGGGGAGGCGAGCCGGAGCGACUGCGGGGCCGGGACCGGAGCAGAGCCGGGGUCGGGCAGCAGCAGGGACCCCCGGAGGCGGGGCCUGUGGGACCGCUAUGGGCGUGGAGAUCGAGACCAUCUCCCCCGGAGACGGAAGGACAUUCCCCAAGAAGGGCCAGACGUGUGUGGUGCACUACACAGGAAUGCUCCAAAAUGGGAAGAAAUUUGAUUCAUCCAGAGACAGAAACAAACCUUUCAAGUUCAGAAUUGGCAAACAGGAAGUCAUCAAAGGUUUUGAAGAGGGCGCAGCCCAGCUGCGUCCUCUUUCUCCUCUCCCCAUCUGCCCCCAUCCCUGCUAGAUGAGCUUGGGGCAGAGGGCGAAGCUGACCUGCACCCCUGAUGUGGCAUAUGGAGCCACGGGCCACCCCGGUGUCAUCCCUCCCAAUGCCACCCUCAUCUUUGACGUGGAGCUGCUCAACUUAGAGUGAAGGCAGGAAGGAACUCAAGGUGGCUGGAGAUGGCUGCUGCUCACCCUCCUAGCCUGCUCUGCCACUGGGACGGCUCCUCCCGUUUGGGGCUCUUGAUCAGUGUGCUAACCUCACUGCCCCAUGGCAUCAUCCAUUCUCUCUGCCCAAGUUGCUCUGUAUGUGUUCGUCAGUGUUCAUGCGAAUCCUUGCUUGAGGAAACUUCGGUUGCAGAUUGAAGCAUUUCAGGUUGUGCAUUUUGUGUGAUGCAUGUAGUAGCCUUUCCUGAUGACAGAACACAGAUCUCUUGUUCGCACAAUCUACACUGCCUUACCUUCACUUAAGCCACAUACACAAGGUGCUCAGACAUGAAAUGUACAUGGCGUACACAGAGGGACUUGAGCCAGUUACCUUUGCUGUCACUUUCUCUCAUAAAUUCUGUUGGCUGCUCACUUAAACAAUGUCCUCUUUGGAAAUACGUAAAAUAAAGGCUCUGUGCUUGACAAA
Macaca mulatta (Rhesus monkey) is the source of this 1038-nucleotide messenger RNA. RefSeq names its product FKBP prolyl isomerase 1B (gene FKBP1B). Gene Ontology annotation, biological process: regulation of cardiac muscle contraction by regulation of the release of sequestered calcium ion; protein peptidyl-prolyl isomerization. The record is from RefSeq and is a predicted model, not a curated record. Gene Ontology annotation, molecular function: peptidyl-prolyl cis-trans isomerase activity. Gene Ontology annotation, cellular component: cytoplasm; sarcoplasmic reticulum membrane. Lineage: Eukaryota; Metazoa; Chordata; Mammalia; Primates; Cercopithecidae.